AUGAAGUACAUGGGCGACUACCCGUCCAAACGGACGCGCUCGGUCAACGAGUUGACGGACCAGAUCUUUGAGGGAGCGCUGAAGGCCGAACCUCUGAAGGACGAGAUCUACUGUCAGAUCCUCAAACAGCUGACUGACAACCACGUCAAGUACAGUGAGGAGAAAGGCUGGGAGCUGCUGUGGUUGUGCACUGGUCUGUUUCCUCCCAGUAACGUGCUGCUGCCUCACAUCCAGCGCUUCCUGCAGUCGAAGAGACAUCACCCGCUGUCUGGAGACUGUAUGCAGAGGCUGCACAAAGCUCUACGUAACGGAUCCAGGAAGUAUCCCCCUCACCUGGUGGAGGUGGAGGCCAUCCAACAUAAAACAACACAGAUCUUCCACAAAGUCUAUUUCCCCGACGAUACAGACGAGGCGUUCGAGGUGGAGUCCAGCACCAAAGCCAAGGAUUUCUGUCAGAACAUUUCCACCCGGCUGCUGCUCAAAUCUCCUGAAGGAUUCAGCCUCUUCGUGAAGAUCUCAGACAAGGUGAUCAGUGUCCCAGAGGGAGAUUUCUUCUUUGACUUUGUCCGACAUUUAACAGACUGGAUCAAGAAAUCUCGACCAGCGAAGGACGGUAUUGUCCCCUCUCUGACUUAUCAGGUGUUCUUCAUGAAGAAGCUGUGGACCAGCACAGUUCCAGGGAAGGACUCCUUCGCCGACUCCAUCUUCCACUACUACCAGGAGCUGCCUAAAUACUUGCGUGGCUACCACAAGUGUUCACGAGAAGAGGUUUUCCAAUUGGCAGCGCUCAUCUACCGCGUCAAGUUUGAAGACGACAAAUCUCACUUUCCUACAAUUCCCAAGAUGCUUCGGGAGCUGGUUCCCCAGGACCUGAUUCGUCAGAUGUCCCCGGAUGACUGGAAAAGAUCUGUGGUGGCGUACUUCAACAAACAGGCCGGUAAAUCCAGGGAAGAGGCCAAACUGAUGUUUCUGAAGAUUAUCUACAAAUGGCCGACCUUUGGCUCCGCCUUCUUCGAGGUCAAGCAAACCACAGAACCCAACUACCCAGAGAUCCUGCUGAUCGCCAUCAACAAACAUGGAGUCAGUCUCAUCGACCCCAAGACCAAGGACGUCCUGACCACACACCCCUUCACCAAGAUCUCCAACUGGAGCAGUGGCAACACCUACUUCCACAUCACCAUCGGCAACCUGGUCAGAGGAAGCAAACUGCUGUGUGAGACCUCACUGGGUUACAAGAUGGACGACCUGCUGACCUCUUACAUCAGUCAGAUGCUGACCACCAUGAACAAGCAGCGCUCCGGGCGGGGCCACAGCAAGUGAACUUCUUACUGGCGGGAGGCCGCUGAGCUCAUCCGGCACUUGCGCCCUAUAGGCCAGCACUGCAGCUGGGGGCGGACCUUCGCCCACCAGCUGUGGAGGAUGAGCCGCAGUCCUUCUGCUAGCUCCCAAGGGUCAAAGGUCUCUGGGGAGAGUUCGGCCGCCAGCAGCGACGACCCCGGCGAAGGCCCCAGCAACUAUUACCCCCGCAAAUACAACUACGACGAGGACGAGCCGUCCAGCGAGGAUGACUACCUCUAACACUCCAACGUCUUCGUCCAACAGGUCGACAGUCAGACCUUCGUGUAGAGAAACACAGCGUGGAGUCAGUUCUGCCUCCACGUGUCCAUCAUUGGACUGAUUCAGAUCAAAGCAUCGACUCUUGGAUCUAGAUGUCAGAUCUCUGCCAAGUUCAGAUGACGCAACCGUGAUUUCUGUGCAGGUCCCACCACUCGACCUGCUUGGAGUUUUGUAGUCGUUGUGACGACUGACUGUCGACAAGAGGUCGCACUCUACAUCGUCUUUCACCAUGAGUGACCCCGACUGCGUCUGUUGUCUGAACCACCCUCACAGAACGAGGCUUCACUUUCUGUUCAGUGAUUUAAAGAGUUGUGAAAGAUUUCGGGCUCAACAUCGUCUCAGAUCAUCACACGUUUCUCUGCUCCGCUCUCUGACUGCUGUGGUGAGAACCUGUCCUGUAACACCAGCAUGUUAAACGCUGUGUGUUUAAAACACGGAUAUAAAAACAUGUCUUGUUAAAUUUAUUUGCCUCCGAAGUUACUGAAAAGCCUUAAAUUUAAUCUUGAAUAUUUUCUCUUGGCUGCUGUAAACUUAACUGUUAGUUAUGAUUUAAAUGAAAAGUUGAACGGCCACAU
Paralichthys olivaceus (Japanese flounder) is the source of this 2192-nucleotide messenger RNA. NCBI's taxonomy places the organism in Eukaryota, Metazoa, Chordata, Actinopteri, Pleuronectiformes, Paralichthyidae. The record is from RefSeq and is a predicted model, not a curated record.